UACGUUUACGCUGGUCGCAAUCUGUCUCGCGGACAUAAAGCAAAGGUACGAGGAAAAAAAUAGAUCGACCGACCGAUGAACACCGGAACAUCGAACAGGGGCCGGCUUACCAUCGGUGAAUCCUGAUUGCUAACCUCACGCACCCCUAUUUUGUUCUUUUUCUUCUACAAGUUGCGACGUUUCUUCUUCUUCUCCAAUCUCGAUUUCUCGGACUCUGAAUCAGUGAAUCUCUCAUAUCUGAUUAACGAUUACUAUUCUAGGCUCCUCCAUUCUCGACUUCUCCUGUUCCCCAAUCUCCAUAACAGCAUUCUGAAUUUCUGAUAACUCAUUCUCGGCGACAGCUAGCCCUUAGCCCCUCACGCACGCUAAUUUCCCAAUUCAGUUGUCACGAUCAUCUGGUCUCUGAAGGACAGAAGGAAAGAUCGAUUAUUGUCAUCUACUCAUCUGAUUAGUGAUUAUCUACCAGACUAUCACUGAAGUUGAUCAGAAGACAUGAAUUUCCGAUGUGUUCAGUGUGGACAUCAUAUUAAAACUCUAUACGUGCAAUAUUCACCAGGAAAUAUUCGCCUCAUGAAAUGUCAAAACUGUAAAGCAGUUGCAGACGAGUACAUUGAAUGUGAGAUCAUGAUUCUUCUAAUUGAUUUGAUUCUACACAAGGCUAAAGCAUAUAGACAUCUGUUCUACAACAUGUUUGAUCAUGAAGCUAUCAACUUUGAGGGGCUGAUGUGGAAGUUGAGUUUUGGGUUUCUUCUCUUGGAUGUUUACAGAAUCUCCAUUUUAAGUACAAAUGAAGAGGGAUCGGGUUCAGAUCCUUCAUUGGUCUGGGAAUGUGGAAAGAUCUUGCUAGAUGUCCUUGUUGGAAAUCUUUUGUUUAUCAGUAUAUUACUCUUUGGAACAAGAUUUUUAUUAACUAUGUCCACUGAAGUCUCUGGAUACAAAAACACAUGGGUUGCAAUCCUUGCCUCAAGCUACUUAAAGUUCUUCCUUAUAGCAAUGAUGGUGUGGGAGUUUCCUUCUUUAGUGAUCAUCAUAAUUGAUAUAUUUGUCAUGUCUUCCAACACGUUGGCUUUAAAAGUGAUGAGUGAAUCGACAAAGGCUAAAUGCUUUGGUGUUUGCUUCUGUGCACAUUUUGUCAAGUUUUUGGUGAGUUUAGCACUCAACAUUCACCUUCCUGACCUAAUCACAAGACUCAUCUCACUCUAAAACUGUAACAUGCUUUCCAUAAGUGAUUCUGAUAUUUAUUUUGUUUACUAAGGGGUGUUUUAGACAAUUGGUAUUUUAUGAGGACAUGACUUUGUAGAGAAAAAUUAAUCUAAUCUUGGAAGUAGUUUUUGCCUAUUGGGAGUUUA
This is a messenger RNA of Lactuca sativa (garden lettuce), 1349 nucleotides long. RefSeq names its product Arv1-like protein (gene ARV2). The record is from RefSeq and is a predicted model, not a curated record. Gene Ontology annotation, cellular component: cortical endoplasmic reticulum; Golgi apparatus. Gene Ontology annotation, biological process: sterol metabolic process; intracellular sterol transport; regulation of plasma membrane sterol distribution. Lineage: Eukaryota; Viridiplantae; Streptophyta; Magnoliopsida; Asterales; Asteraceae.